AGUUCAAAGUCUUGGAUCGCUGUAAUCAUAAACCCAAAAGGGCUGUCUCAUGGAGCAAUGGCCUAGAUUUUGAAAUCUGGCGGUAGGUAAAUUAACGGUUAAAACUGUUUCUGUAUUCACAAAGUAGUUGUAGUUAUCGUGAGUUGUUGAAGAUAAAUGUAUGUCGUAAGAAAACAAAGAGCAUGGUGAUUGAAAGGCUGAACACCCGGAUGGGACCCAAAGCCCAUCCAAGGUAUCAUGUUUGAUGAAGAAUUUGGAGACUCCUUCGCUCUUCAUUUGUCCUUUCCAAGCAAAUUUUCAACCAUUUUUCUCUGAUCAUCACCAUCAACAAAUUCUUCAGUGAGGAGGGCAUUCCUUUUCUACACAAUGGUUUCAGAGGAACAGGAGAUGCCCAGUGGAUGGCCCCUUGGGCUUGAGAUUAUGAACACGAGACUUAGAGUGGCAGAGAGUUUACAAGCUUCUGCAGUCCAACCACACACUUUGCACAUGCCGUCAACCAGCUUCUCCUCAUUCUCAUCAUCCAACCUUGACACUGAGUCCACAGCAUCCUUCUUCCAAGACCAUAGUGUCCCACUAGGGCGGCUAAUUGGAAUUAAAUCAGGGGAUGGAUCAGGAGGCUUGUACUUCCCAAACAGAAUGCGGUUCAAUGAACGUGAAAGAGCAUCUGCAAGAGGUGCUCACCCUCCCGACCCCUCCAGAGGGCACAGCAUGGAACUGUCCCAGGGCAUUUGCAUUCCACUCCUACUUGGCAUCCUAGUAAAGAUGAACCGAAGUAAAAGCAGCUCAAGACAUUGAAGGGGUGUGAGUGUAACCGACUACAAGUUUGAUGGUGGCUUCAGACUGCAGAGGCAAAUAAAAUUGUUGAUGAGGGAUCAAUUAUGUUUGUGUUUGUAUUCUGCGGAUGAGUAAAUGACUUGUAAUAACUAUUGCUUGCAUGACUCGAAAAUUUGGUGGCUCUGACCAAUUGAUUUGCCAGAAAAACAGGAGUGUUGCCUUGGUCCAUUGGCCUCUUUUUGGAUAAGAUUUGUAUAGGCUUUUUCCAUGGUUCCUAUUCCUAAAGGCCCCUCUGUGAGUGUACUGAUUCCAUUAUUGUUUCAAUGAUACCAUUCAUAAAAAGGUUCUGCUUU
Molecule: messenger RNA, 1127 nt
Organism: Vitis riparia (riverbank grape)
Lineage: Eukaryota; Viridiplantae; Streptophyta; Magnoliopsida; Vitales; Vitaceae
Exons: 3
Coding region: 367-795 (142 amino acids)
Source: RefSeq, a predicted model, not a curated record